This is a messenger RNA of Prorocentrum cordatum, 477 nucleotides long. NCBI's taxonomy places the organism in Eukaryota, Dinophyceae, Prorocentrales, Prorocentraceae. The record is from the annotation of a GenBank genome assembly.
AGGAGAUGGCGGAGGCAGAGACGAGCGAGAAGGACAGCCAGGCCGACUACGAGGCCCUCAUGAAGGAGUCCGCGGAGAAGCGCGCGACCGACGCGAAGUCCCUCGCCGACAAGGAGGGCGAGAAGGCGAGCCUCGAGGGGGACCUGCAGUCGCACAAGGGCGACCUGAAGGAGGCCAACACCAACCUUGCAACCACGCUCAAGUACAUCCACUCGCUUCACACGGAGUGCGACUGGCUCUUGAAGUACUACGACGUGCGCAAGGAGAUGCGGGCCAGCGAGGUGGACGCCCUCGGGAAGGCCAAGGCCGUGCUCAACGGCGCAGACUUCUCCUUGCUCCAGACCGCGCAGUCUCUCAGGCGCUGAGAGCAGCGCUCCUGGGGGACUGGCGGGCUGGCCGGCGCGGGAGUGUGUCGCCGCGGAGGGGGCGCUCGCGCUCGCGCGUGAAGAGAGAGAGAGAGAGAGAGAGAGAGUGGAA